CCCUCCCUUUUCUCUCGGGAAAGAAGACGCUAAAGUUUUCUAUCUCUCCUCCUCUAGCGAUCGCCAGCUUCUUAAAAAAUCUUCUGUCCGGUCACCCUCGCCCAUCUUCAUUUCCUCGUUGCCGACCCCCUGAGAUGGGGCCCGUGCAACGACCCCGCACGCUCGCAGUCUAUUUGCAGGACCUCCUCUAGAUGCAACUUUUAAUUGAACCAUGCUCCGUGCGGGAGAGCGCUUUAUCACAGUCAUUCUUUUUAUUUUUAAGCUUCUUGGUUUUCUGGCCACAAGUCAGGGCAGUAUUCCGCCGGACAGCUUGCAUUUUGCAGACGAAAAGCAAGAGAAGUUCAUUAAGACUUUGCAAAGUUAUGAAAUUGUUCAUCCCGUCAAAGUGGACAAAAGUGGAACUUUUCUCUCCCGGGACGUCAAUCACUAUAUCAAUCACGUUGAAAGGCGGGACCUCAGAAAGAAGGACGACCACGUAUAUUACCAAAUUGUUCACCGAGGGCGAAAAUUGUUUUUUAACUUGACCGUCAAUCGACCCUUUCUUUCUCCAGGCUACGUCCUGGAGAAAAGGUACGGGAACGUAAGUGGUGCCGUGAUUCAGGACCCUUCAGAGAACACGUGUCAUUUCAUAGGCAGAGUAGAGCAUCAAACUCUGGGGAGCGGCGUAGCUGCCGUCAGCACCUGCGAAGGACUGCAUGGUUUCUUCCGUUUACACAGUGAAGACUAUUUUAUUGAACCGAUACGUAGCCACCCACAAAAUAGAGAAAAGCAACAGCCACAUAUUAUUUACAAGAGGCAAGUUUCUCAACAUUCUCACAGAAAGCACCGUGACUUCCUCCCUGGGAUCGCAGGGACCUGUGGAAUAGAAGAUUCUUUCAAUAAUAUCCUGAAGCCAGAGAGACAAAGAGAGAGAUGGGAAGAGAUUCAUAGAAAAGGGCGCAGAAUCUCCCAGCGAUCAAUCAGCAAAGAACGAUGGGUUGAAACUUUAGUGGUUGCUGACACCAAAAUGAUAGAAUACCAUGGCAGUGAAAAUGUACAGUCAUACAUUUUCACGAUAAUAAAUAUGGUUGCAAGCUUGUUCCAUGAUCCUAGUAUUGGCAAUGCAAUCCACAUCGUAUUGGUGCGUCUCAUUUUAUUAGAGGAAGAAGAGAAAGAACUAAAAAUCAUUCAUCAUGCUGACCAUACACUUUCCAGUUUCUGCAAGUGGCAAAAGAACAUAAAUCCUAAAAGUGACUCCAGUCCAAAUCAUCACGAUGUGGCCGUGUUGUUGACUAGGAAGGAUCUCUGUGCUGGGAUGAAUCGUCCUUGUGAGACAUUAGGGCUAUCUCAUGUCUCAGGAAUGUGCCAACCACAUCGAAGCUGCAAUGUUAAUGAGGAUUCUGGCUUGCCAGUAGCAUUCACCAUUGCACAUGAGAUUGGCCACAGUUUUGGCAUCCAGCAUGAUGGACAGGGUAAUGACUGUGAACCCAUGGAGAAGCAUCAUUUCAUCAUGUCUCGACAAUUGCAAUAUGAUCAGUCUCCUCUUGUUUGGUCACACUGCAGCAAAGAUUACAUCACACGGUUCCUGGAUCGAGGCUGGGGUUUCUGUCUCAAUGAUCCACCAACUAAACAGGAAUUAGUGGUUCCCACCAUUGCUCCAGGGGUGUUGUAUGACGUCGAUCAUCAAUGUCAACUCCAGUACGGACCCAACUCUACCUUCUGUGAGGAAAUGGAUAACAUUUGUCAAACACUCUGGUGCUCACUGAAUGGCUCUUGUCGAUCUAAACUGGAUGCUGCAGCAGACGGGACCAACUGUGGAAAGAAGAAGUGGUGUUUUAACGGUGAGUGUGUGCCUGUUGGAAACCGCCCAGAGGCUGUUGAUGGAGGAUGGAGCACCUGGGGCUCUUGGUCACAUUGCACACGCACAUGUGGAGCAGGAGUUCAAGCAGCGGAGAGACAUUGCAGCAAUCCUGUUCCAAAGUUUGGCGGAAAGUACUGUACUGGAAAACGCAAACGAUACCGUAUCUGUAACGUCACGCCAUGUCUACAGGAGACACCUACAUUCCGUCAGAUGCAGUGCAGCGAGUUUGACACAGUUCUUUACAGAAAUGAACUCUACACCUGGAUUCCGGUCCAUCACGCUGCUAAUCCCUGUGAACUGCAUUGCCGACCCACUGAUGGACAGUUCUCAGAGAAAAUGCUCGAUGCAGUGAUUGAUGGGACAUCGUGCACUGAAGCUGCAAACAACAGGGAUAUCUGCAUCAAUGGCAUAUGUAAGACUGUCGGGUGUGACUAUGAAAUAGAAUCCAAUGCAGUUGAAGAUCAAUGUGGGGUGUGCCAUGGGAAUGGCUCUUUCUGUCAGACAGUAAAGAAGACCUUUGAAGAGAGUGAAGGAUUAGGUUAUGUAGACGUGGGUCUGAUUCCUGAAGGAGCACGAGAUAUUCGGGUGGAAGAGAUAGCUGAAGCAGGGAAUUUCUUAGCCUUGAGAAGUCAAGAUCCAGAGAAGUAUUUCCUCAACGGAGGGUUUAUUAUUCAGUGGAAUGGAGACUACAAUGCAGCAGGAACAACAUUUAAAUAUGAAAGAAAUGGUAAUCUGGAAAACCUAACAGCUCCAGGACCUACAAAAGAACCUGUUUGGAUUCAGCUACUCUUCCAAGAAACAAACCCUGGAGUCCGAUAUGAGUACACUAUCAAGAAAGAUACAGAGGAAGAGAACACAAUUAGACAGCCGGAGUUCUUCUGGAAAUACGGAGCUUGGACAGAAUGUAGCGCCCCAUGCGGACAAGGAGUACAGCGCCAAAUUGUUCGAUGUGUGGAAAAGACACCCAGAGUUGUGGAAGACAGGUUCUGCAAUGCAAGGACUCGCCCUGAUGACAGACGACGAAAAUGCAAUGAAAUGGAUUGCCCUGCCAGGUGGUGGACUGGUGAAUGGCAGGAAUGCUCAACAACAUGUGGAAACACUGGUAUCAAGAAACGCACAGUUCUCUGUAUUCGCACUGUGGGGACAGAUGAGCAGGCACUUCCCAAUUCAGAAUGCAAACAACUUCUAAAGUCAAGGACUGAAAUGCCAUGCAGCAGGGAUAUCCCUUGCCCUUCAAACUGGACUGUGGGCAAUUGGAGUGAAUGUUCCGUUACAUGUGGAGGUGGAUUCCGCACAAGGACGGUAACAUGCAGCUUGAAUAAUAAGGAGCUCUGCAAUAUGUCCAAAAGACCAAAUACUAAAGGCUUGUGUGGCUUAAGGAGCUGUCCCGUCAAGAAGAAAAAUCUGCCUUCUCCAUGGAAGCCCAAAGGGGGCAAGAUUUUUAACAAAGUCUUUCCUAAUAAGUUGUGGCCUAAAUUUAUUCCGAAUCACUCAGAUGCAAAAGUUCAACCUAACUACAAAGAAAUGCUUAUCACUACUGAACAAUCACUUCUCACCAACACCACUGUGCAGCCACCUGUUGACACAAACUCUGCAACCUCCAUGUCUAUCACUACAAAAAAACAAAUGUAUCUGGAAAAUAAGCCUCGCCCCAAUGGGGAAAACAGCACUGUGUUGUAUAAUGAACAUUAUAAUAACUUUAAUCCUAGCCAUCAGAACCUAACCAAGAAGGGUAAUACUAUCGACGGAAAGAGCGUUCCGGAACCUGGAUACAUCACACAUACAAUUCAAACUGUGAAUGGUACACAAAAUACUACUGAUGAAAAUGUCUCUGAAGAUAACCAAGUAACCACAGAAGAGAUUGAUAACCUUCUCUCAUUUACAGAAGAACCUGAGGUUACUCUUAUAACAGAUGAAUUUGAUGAUACAAUUGCAAAAACAACGAUCCCUGUCAAUGGUAACAAAUCAACAUUGUUUAGUAGUACACAGAAAACGCUUGUGACUACCAUAAAGCCUAGUGGGACACAAGUAGUCAAGCCAAAUGUAACAGCACCUUCUCCAGGUUUUGAUCAUAGAAAGACAAGUUUUUCAAACUUUAAAGUAGAUCCACAAGUCAUAGCAACUAUUGACCGACUUAAACUGAAACUACUAAAGAUGCUGAAUCCCAAUCACUUUUCCAAUGCUACUGAUAACCCAGGCCUAGGUAUGGGUUUUAAUGCUGAAGACAAGCUGCAGGACAACUUUGAGCUUACAACUUCUAAUAUUUAUUCAAUUAAGUGA
Molecule: messenger RNA, 4120 nt
Organism: Pristis pectinata (smalltooth sawfish)
Lineage: Eukaryota; Metazoa; Chordata; Chondrichthyes; Rhinopristiformes; Pristidae
Product: A disintegrin and metalloproteinase with thrombospondin motifs 12-like
Exons: 20
Coding region: 212-4120 (1302 amino acids)
Biological process (GO): proteolysis; extracellular matrix organization
Cellular component (GO): extracellular matrix
Molecular function (GO): metalloendopeptidase activity
Source: RefSeq, a predicted model, not a curated record